This is a messenger RNA of Arachis duranensis, 811 nucleotides long. Its product is annotated as beta-glucosidase 1. The record is from RefSeq and is a predicted model, not a curated record. Lineage: Eukaryota; Viridiplantae; Streptophyta; Magnoliopsida; Fabales; Fabaceae. Gene Ontology annotation, biological process: carbohydrate metabolic process. The transcript is spliced from 3 exons. Gene Ontology annotation, molecular function: beta-glucosidase activity. Bases 1 to 639 code for a protein of 212 amino acids.
AUGGGUGACCCUAAAUCCAGAACCCAGAAACGCUGCUGUGGAGGCGGCGAGGUCGGAGGUGGCGAGGUCGGAGGUCCUGUGUUGAUCGUCGCCUUCUCGAAGCCUUCCUCCAAAUCCCACCGCCGAACAGAGCAGAUCCCCUACCGCCGGUGCACCACGAGGACGAAGACCCAGCUCAACACAGCACCUCGCCUGGCUUGCCACCACCCAAAAGCCACAGGGCAACACAGCAGACAGCACCGACGGGCGACGAUCAACCAAGACCUCCGACCUCGCCACCUCCGACCUCGCCGCCUCCACCAGCAGCGUUUCUGGGUUCUGGAUUUAGGGUCACCCACGAUCAAGACAGCCCCUCCCAAUCUCCCACCCAGCCACCGAUUGAAGUGCAUAUGGAGCCCGAGCCAUCUAUUCAGGGUGAUGAAGCCCUUGUUGCAUGGAGACUAUCCCACUUCCAUGAAGAAAAUUGCAGGUGAAAGAAUUCCAACCUUCACAGAUCGUGAAUCAAAACUAGUUAAGGGUUCAUAUGGCUUCAUAGGUUUAAUUCACUACACAAAUAUUAAUAUCACAUACAAUUCCUUGGUUCUGGAGAGCAAUCUGAGAGAUUUCAGUGCAGAUAUGGCCGUGCUCAUGCGUAAGUAAUUCAUUGUGUAGCUAUGUUUAAUUCUAGUGAAUCUAGUAAGAGACUGGAGUUGAGAGACUAGAGUUGUUCUAUAAACUUGAAAUACUGACUGCAUCGCUUAUGUUUUUCUCAUCCUUAUGUGUAAUUUACAACUGACUCUUUGGUAUUAUUUAGCAUUUUUCUCUAACAAUU